AUGACGUACAAGUUUGGGGCGGGGCCAUCUGAGGAAGAGGAAAAGGGAGCUCUCGGUCUUUGUACGGCAUUUUUCAAGCGCCAGCUUCUCUGUGGCGAUGCUUAUUGUGCCUGGGAGCUGACACUGUUUUGGAGUAAACUUCUUAUACGGCUUGAAUCAAAACAGGCCUUUUUGGAGCAAUGCAGACUGUUAGCACGCCUCUCUGGGAGUGUGUACCAUAUUCUGCUCCUCAUCAAAGUCAUUCAGGCUGAGGUUGAGAAAGGUGGACUUUCAGUGUGCAUCGAAAUGUGCAUUCAAGCACUAAAAAUGGGAGUCAGUGAUAACGAGGGCUGCAAUAUCUCCAUCUGCAAAACAAUCUCUUGUUUGCUGCCUUUAGACUUGGAAGUAAAACAGGCUUGUCAACUCACUGAGUUCCUGAUAAAGCCAUCUUUGGAUUCUUAUUAUGCUGUUGAGACUCUCUUUAAUGAGCCCGACCAAAAGCUUGAGCAGGAUGAUCCACCGAUUCUAAAUUCACUACGCUGUGACCUGUUGUUGGCCUUAAAGACUAAGUGGCCUUUCGAUCCAGAGUUCUGGGACUGGAAAACCCUAAAACGUCAAUGCCUUGCUUUGAUGGGUCAGGAGGCAGCAGCUAUAUUGUCUACUGACAAAUUUACUGACAGUGAAGACAAUGAAGUCCAUGACCUUGAUGAGAAAUAUUUUAGACAUCUGCAUUUUACCCAUAGUCCUACUUAUGAACUCGGUGAGGUUGAAGGAGGAAGAAAGAAGAAAAAGGAAAUGAAGAAGAUGAGAGAGAGGGGAUUUGUUUCUGCUCGAUUCCGCAAUUGGCAAGCUUAUAUGCAGUAUUGUGUUUUGUGUGAUAAAGAGUUCCUUGGACACAGGAUUGUGAAGCAUGCAUUGAAGCAUGUCCAAGAUGGGAUUUUCCAUUGUCCAAUAUGUACUGAGACUUUUGAAACUAGAGCAAUUCUAGAGCCUCAUGUGGCAUCACAUGUGAAACAGUCAUGUAAGGAGCGCCUUGCUGCUAUGGGUGUGAGCAAGAAACGUCCCAGUUCUGACACCAAGUUAACAGCAGCUAGCAGUACUUCGAGCAGAGCAGAAGAGCACUAUAGCAGAGAAGAGCACUACAGCAAAACUGCUGCAAUAGUUAGCCAAGGGACAAUUUGCAAUAAUCUGUAUGCUUCAAAUGGUAGUCCCAUCACAAAUGUGAAAAGUAAAAUUAAGUCGUCAUCCCCAAAACAGGGCAACCCUAUUCGUGAUGUUAACAACACUAAACUUUGUUCCUGCCCUGUUACAAGCUGUCAGAAAGUUUUUAAGUACUUCAGGAAUUUGGUUGCACAUGUUAAGGCCCACAAAAAUGAGCGGGAAGCAACACAUUUCCUUGAAAUACAGAGCCAGAAGGCUUUGUGCCAAUAUUGUCACCGCCAGUUUGUUAAUGUGACCCAUCUUAAUGAUCACUUACAGAUGCAUUGUGGUGAGAAGCCAUAUUUUUGCAUUCAGCUUGGAUGUAACUGCAGCUUUUCCUCUCAUGCUGAGCUUCUGAUACACAGAAAAGAACAUGCUGAAUUUAAGGCACAGUGUGCAUAUCCAAACUGUGAGAGAAUAUUCAACGAGACAUACUUGCUAUAUGAUCAUGAAGCGCAGCACUACAUGUUGUUCUCCUGCAAAAGUCAUAACUGUGACAAGGUGUUCUACACCUUGUCUGAGCUAAAUUUGCAUCAGAAAGGACACACAAAGCAGGACCGCUCUGCUGUUGAUGUGGGCUCACCUUCUCAACUGGAAUUACCAGCUUCGACUUGUCCUGCCUUAGAGUUGCCUCCAAGCCAAAUUAAAGAGAUUUCUCAAGAGUCUACCCCAGUAGAAAUGAAAUGCACGGUUGAAAACAUAGUAGACACUCAUGAUUCCACAGAACAACCUAAGCACCUUGUAUCAGGAACAGCUAAGUUGACAGUAAGCAAAAAUGAUUCCCAAACUAAUGCUAUUCAGCCUGAUGGAUCGAAGACAUCUCAUUGUCUUGGGAGAACAAAGCAAAUGCAUCUUGAAUCAUGCUUUGUAAAACUGCAGGCUAUUCCCAUCAAGUGCAAUGAUCCAAUAUAUUUAAAUGCUCUAAAGGAUGCUGACUGUGAAACUCAAACACUCUUGAAAGACAAGAAAUUGUUUUCUUUCCCACAGAGUCAGCUUGAGCCUUCAACAUUGAAGUCAUCUCCCUCUGUGACAAAAGCCAACAGAGAAGAAGGUCUGACUCAUGUGUGUCCAUUCGAAACCUGUACACGGAAAUACAGCACCUCAAAAAGUUUAUCGCGACAUGUCAAAAAUGUUCAUUCGGAGGCCUUUGAGGAGUGGAAGCUGUCAAAGAAGUACAAACGGAUUGCGGAAAUUGCUGCAAAAAAAUCUUCUUCUGAGCACGCAACCGCUAGUUCUCAGAUACCAAAAUGGACAAGCCGUUCCAAACAAACUGAACAUACUGCAUUUCUGGACUCAGUGAUUCAAAGUCCUUCUUCUGCUUUUUAUCACGAUAGUAUGCAGUCUGCAAGUGCCAAGCUUUGCUCUCAGCUUGAAAACACUCAAAGUGCAACAUCACCAAACCCGACAGGUCUGAUGCAGUUACCAAUAACUCAGACAUGGGAAACACCCUCAAUGGAAAAUUUGGAUUCAGGUUUUUCUGUAAAUGAUCCUUACCGCUCUACGAUUUUAUCUGACAACCAACACACAAACCCGUCAUACCAAUCUGACACAGUCUUAAAUUAUGCAUCUCCCUCAUCUUACGAUGACAUCAUCCCCCUUUCUGUGAAUGCCCACACACCCUCCAGUGUGAUGAACGAAGCCUCAAAAUAUGUGUCAAGCUCUCUUAGAGUACUACAUGCACUUAACAGCGAUCAGACUUGUGACUUGUCACAGGUUGAGUCAAGUGUUAAUCCUGGAUUCAGUCAAAUUGGACAAAACCAUCUCAAUGAUAUUUCCAUGAGCACUGGUUUGCUGCAAACAGGAUCAUUCUCUGGACACAAUGUCAGCCUUUAUUUUUCAACUUUGCCUUCCGAGGAAAGUUCUAUUUCAGUGCAGCCAUUGGCAAAUUCAAACAAAGAAAUCAGCACUGAUAGUACCGAUGCAUUAUUCUCAUCAGAUAUCAAAUGUAUGUCGAAUCUUUUAAACCCUCAAUUUAAGGAAUCGGGAGAAGAUUUCUUUGGUGCUGCCCCCCUGACUGAUGAGAAAAGGCCAGAAGAUUUAUGUAAUCAUGAACUGUCACAGGAAGGAACUGAAGGAAUUGCUUCAGAUGACCAGAACAUUUCAGGUUUUGGAGAAACUGGGAAAUCCAAAAAAAUUAAAUCAUCUAAGAGAACAAAAUGGCCUGCCAUAAUACAAGAUGGGAAAGUCAUUUGCUGCAGGUGCUAUAGAGAGUUUUCAAGCACAAAGUCACUAGGAGGUCAUUUAUCAAAACGUUCUCAGUGCAAACCUGUUGAUGAAAUUGAUCUUACUGCUGAUUUACCAGUAUCAUUUCUUGAUUUUCUGAAUGAUCCUGACAUUUCAACGGUGCAAAUGCCUCUCCCUGCGAAUGACAUACAUGAGCACAAUCUCAAAUCCUGCAUCUAUGCACCAUCAGAAUCAAAUAUCUUUAAUGGGAACACUUUAACAAGCAUGCAUAGCACAGACAGCCUCCAGAACACUAAUAUGUCCUCUCAAGACCCCUCUGAAGUGACUAGAAAUGGCAGUUUCUUCCAUCCACCUGUAACAAACACAGGCACAGAAAUCAAAACUGAAGUUGAAUUCACGCCUGCAAAUACUGGUGAAGAUGGCAAAAUCAUAGAAAUUGAAAGGGCACUACAGCGGCUUGAUUUAGUUGAUAUACUUAGUCAAGACAAAUGUGUAUCUGUGAGCACUAACCUGCAUGAUCUAAGCUCUGAAGCUGUCACCAGAAAUGAUCAGUGUCACACAAUUAAAGAUCCUGUACAAAACGAGCAGAAAUGUUUUUUAAAGCCCUUUAGAUGUAAAGAAGGCUGUGUUUAUGGAGCAAUGACAAAAGAAGCUUUAUUUAAACACCUUAGCCGUGUACAUGAUUACAGUGAGGAAAGGAUAAAUGAAAUGAAGAAAAACCCUGACAAAUUAGCACCUUACAACUGUCAUCAGUACCCGUGCAUGAUUGAGAGUUGUGAUUCAGUAAUGAGUGCUGAACACAGUAUAAUAAAACAUUACACCACUCAUGGUCUCACAGAACGGUACAUUGAGGAUCGGAGAAGCCAGUUCAUAUUUUGCAAGAAAAGCAAUGAGAUGCCCAGAGCAGAUAAUACCUCAAAAAAUGUUGAGGUUGCGGAAACAGUCUCUGAUGGAGAUCAAACAGAGAAUUCAAAGGUCAGUUCUCAAGAUGUAGGCCCAGAGCCUGCAACGGAGGUUGUAGUUAAUGAAGGUUUCGCUUCCACAACCAUACCAGUAAUCAAACGAAAAAGGGGUCGUCCACGGAAGUCAGAAUGUAGAAACAAAAUCAGUGUCGAGAGAAAACAAAGUCUUCGGAACUGCUCUGCUGAGCAUGUUAAAUGUUUGCUGAAAGUCUCAGGAUCCAUAUUGAACUCGUCAAACUCUCAAGGGAACCAUGAAGUUGCACUAAAACUUUAUAAGCCUUCAGAGUUUGAGACAUCCGUCCUGAAGUUCAGUGAAGACUCUCUAUCCAAUCAAUCAAAACGACAGCGAACACUUCAACCAAUCAUCCCAGAGAGAGAUCAAGUCCAAUGCAUUGUUAAUUUCAGAAAUCCACUAAAGAUUGAGACUGUGGAGAAUGUUAAAAUUGUUAUGUAUGAAAACGUAUCCACUUCUUCUGAACUUCUGCUAAGGCAACUUCAAGAUAUGCAGCCUAUGGUUAUCCUGACAAAGGGGCUGCACAGUUGAUGGUUAGAUGGUUAUAUAUAUAUAUAUAUAUAUAUAUAUAUUAAUCAAGGCCUUGUUCUCAGGACCACAUACUGUGUCACAUGCUGCUGACAUGUACAUCCAAUUACACUCUUGCAUUUAUAGUAGUUCCAACACCUUGUUUGUUAAUGGAUUUUGAUUAGUGCU
Messenger RNA from Sinocyclocheilus rhinocerous, 5034 nucleotides. Its product is annotated as zinc finger protein 292-like. The record is from RefSeq and is a predicted model, not a curated record. Bases 1 to 4869 code for a protein of 1622 amino acids. NCBI's taxonomy places the organism in Eukaryota, Metazoa, Chordata, Actinopteri, Cypriniformes, Cyprinidae. The transcript is spliced from 4 exons. Gene Ontology annotation, cellular component: nucleus. Gene Ontology annotation, molecular function: DNA-binding transcription factor activity, RNA polymerase II-specific; DNA binding. Gene Ontology annotation, biological process: regulation of transcription by RNA polymerase II.